Messenger RNA from Coregonus sp. 'balchen', 19745 nucleotides. The record is from the annotation of a GenBank genome assembly. NCBI's taxonomy places the organism in Eukaryota, Metazoa, Chordata, Actinopteri, Salmoniformes, Salmonidae.
CCCGGCUGAGGAAAAUGGCCGAUGUAGAGAUGGAUAUCGCGUCUAGCAGAAUGAAUAACGGGAACGAGCACGUGUAAGACAUUUUAGAAGAUUAGACAGUCAUGCAACUUAUUUCUAGUACUUUCACCGGAUUCAGUGCUUUUGGCAAGUCGACGUUGUCGUCGGUGUAUCUGUGUUCUGCAGCGUUGAAACAAUAUCGGGCUAGCUAUCUAGAGCUAGCCUGCUAACUCUUUAGCUAUCACAGUGUUCGAAAGGGUUUGCUGACAUGUUUAAAUGUUUUCUAUAGCUAAACCAUACCAUAAACCAAUCAAACCAUAGUGUCAUAACAUGCGACUUAACAUUCUAGUUAACUCGCUAACUAUCUGGCUAGCAAUGCCUAUUGCAUAAGUAGUUAAGAAGCUAACGUAGCAAGCUAGCCAUUGUUUGCUACAGUAGCAAGCUAGCGCGUUAGUUAGCGGUCAACUAAGUAGCUAGCUGACUUGGCGGUCAAGUCGGGAAGUAAGGAUAGCUAGCUAGCUAGCCAGCUAGCACGUUAAAGCUUUGUUUGCUGUGUUGUUAAGUCAUGUUUUGGACAAUUCAUGUUGUAGCUAGCCACGUUUUUAAAAAAUGGUUUGGUUUAAAUUAUAUUUUACCAAUCUUUGUACCUUAGGAAAGAAGAUUUGGAGAGCCAUGACAAGAGUGGGAGUGAGGAGGAGAGUGGUGAUAAUUCAGAAGAAGAGCGGGAGGAGAAAGAGGUCGGAGAGGGGGAAGCUGAAACUAACGGAGAAAAGACAGCAAAGGUGUCCAAACAUCACAGCAGUGGCAGCAAACACAAGAAGAAGAAACACAAACACCGCAGCAAGCACAAAAAACACAAGCACACGUCCGAAGAGGACAAGGACCGAAAGCGCAAACAUCGACACAAACACAAGAAACACAAACGUAAAGAUGGCUCCUCUUCAUCCGCCCCUGGCAUCAACAGCGCCUCCAGCCAGAGAAAGACUCACAUCUCCCCUUCAUCUGACGACAAGGCCUUAUUGGAGGAGUUGGAGAAACAGAGGGCCAUGAUUAAAGCCGAGCUGGACAGCCAGGUGAUGGAGGGGGGCAAGGUGCAAUCCGGCAUGGGCCUCAUCCUACAGGGUUAUAACUCUGGCUCUGAAGAGGGAGACGGAGAGGGCAGGGUCCGGAACGGGGAGCAGCGUCCGAGGGGCAGCAUGGGGAAACCCCCUUCCCCCAGGGGUAGGAGUGGUAAAGCCAGACGGGACUCCACAGAAGCCGGCAAGUCCAGCUCUAAGCGCCACAGUCGGAGCAAGUCCAAGGAGAGGACAGGCAAGGAAUCCAAGUCGGACAAAACAACCAAAGGCAGCAAAGACGUGGCCGCCAAAGGCCGUGGCCGCAGCAAAUCAAAAGAGAGGAAACGUUCCCAGAGCGGGGGCAGGUCCAAAGAGAGAAACAAGAAGUCUCCUUCCCCUGCCAGCAGGAGAGCAGAGCAGAGGGGUGGCCGCUCGGACAAACGCUCUUCGCCCCAGCCUAACGACAGAUCAAACACGGAGCAUGGCGGUCGGAGGUCCAGAUCACGGGAGCGUCCAGGUCGGUCGGAGUCAGAAAGAGAGCGGGACAAGAGGCCGACCAAGUCCCCUUCCAAGGAUGCUUCAUCAGGGAAAGAGAACCGCUCUCCCCACAGGCGAGGAGGAGGAGUGCCCAUUAGCCCCCAGAGGAGACGCAGCGCCUCCCCACGCCCCACCAGAGACUCCCAACAGGCAUCCGCUUCAGCCUCCACCUCCAAACAGGGCUCUCCUUCCAGAGCAGCCAGGUCCCCAGCAAGGAGAGGCCGCAGUCGCUCCCCAGAUGCCAGGAGGAGGGAUGCUGACCGACAGGGCUCCUCACCACUCCGGUCCGUUUACUAUGCAUUAACCUGCAGUCCACCCCCUAUUUCCACCCCUUUUAUUGUCCCAUACUGAACAACGGUAGUGGUCUGUACAUGGCAUGGGCAACUAUUUGAGGGCACAUACUUAACGUUUUAGGAUGGGGCAUUAAGAAUGUGCUGCUAUCCACCACUGAUGUUCUAAACUUUAUUCUCUCUCCCACAGAAAGCGAAUACGCCCAGAAGCAGGGCCAGGGGGUAGAGCGAGGUCACGGGAGACCAGCCCCAGAGGUGCUCCCCAACGUCGCAGGAUGAGCCGCUCACCCUUCAGAAGAAGGUCCCCCUCGCCCUUCCGGAGACGGAGCAGGUCUCCAAUGAGACGCAGGUGAGACGGGACUAGCUGAAACUUGAGUGGAUGUGCUGGGCCAAAUGGAAUCUGCAGGGGCUUCCUCAAGCCUCCAGAAAUUAAGAUGAUGCCUGUAAAUAAUUACUUUUGCAACAGCUAUUGGGGAUCCUAAUAAAAUACCAAGUAGUAAUAGUAUAAUACUGUAUUACUUUUACAGAUACUGGACCUGUAUAUAGCUAGUUACAAUUAUUGUCAUUAAAUAGGCAGGCAAUGCUGUCAUGGUAGUGAUAAGAUUGGUUCCUUACAGAUUCUGUCUGGUUCUAGUUUAUGAAGCUUUGGUGAUGUCAGAGUAUGAGGCUCAUAGGCCAAGGUUGUCUAAGUAUUUCCUUUGUUGUGCGCUGCAGGUCGCCGGAGAGGGACAGAUACGGCCGUCUCCGACAGUACGGACGGCGCUCCAACUCCCGUGACCGGGACAGGAGGAGGAGACAUGGCCGGGACGAGGACAAGUUCAAGGGCAGCCUCUCUGAGGGCAUGAAGGCCGACAAGGAGUCCUCCGAGGAGGAAGUGUGAGUAGAGGGUGAACACUCACACACAGACAAAUGCUACACUGCAAUAUGGUAAUUCUCUGGGUGAUUGUGUGUUUUUGUAAGUGGGUUUAUUUUGUUACCAGGCUUGAGGACUUUGACGGUGAGGAGGUGGAUGAAGAGGCCAUUAUAGAGCAGCGCCGGCAGCAGCGCCUGGCUAUCGUCCAGGUCAGUUCCCCGUCCCUCAUCCAGGGCUCCAGACUAAAAUUUUCCCCUGGUGGCACUGGUGCCACAAACAUUUUCAGUUGGUGGCACCAGCCCAUGAUUUGGUCGCACCCAAAAUAAAUUGUGGCUUCACGCAAUAGAAAAAAUAAGUAAUCACUUAUAAAGUAAUUCACAGUGCUUUAUUAAGAGGUGUAAUAGACUACUAAGACGGUAUUGGAGAAAUAAGUUGUUUCAUCUAACACGUCCAUGCAGGAAUGCAUGAUUCAAGAUAUUUUGAUGUGCAACCUAAUCCAGUGAUUUUCAUGAGUUAUAUAUUUUACUGUUAAAACAGGGCUCCAGAAUUGUAUUUUGUUCAAUAGAGAUGAAUUUGACUACAUCUUUAUGUGCACUAAAUAUCAUAGGCUAAUUUAUUUGGUUUUAAUUGACCACUUGAGUAAGUGGAAACUCAAAUGCAUUAGCUAGAUUGCUAACUCUAAACAUAAUGGGUGUCCACAGGUCCUUAAAAAUGUGUAGUCUUCAAUUAAUUUCUCAUUUACAGGCCUUAAGUUUUAAAAUGUCUUAAAUUCAGUUUGCAAAGGUCUUAAAAAAUGCAACGGCGAUGACUACAGUGUUUCCGUUAUAUUGUGCCGGCGCUGCUUAAUUGUUGCCACCGCGGCAGAAAAAACAUCAAAUACUACUCGAGACACACUUUCAAGAUUUUCAAGAGCUAUCCAUCCAUGUGCACCUCUGUGUAUGCACAUUAGGGCUGACCCCAUUUAGUUGACUGUUUGGUCGAUAGGCUGUUGGUCGACAUAAUUUUUUUGUUGAGCAGUUGCACACAACAACACAAAAGUUUUAUGGCACGUGUUGAUUGAUGCAUGUCUCAGUGUACUAAUCCAUUGCGGAGGCCAUGGGGUUGGCUCACCAGUAGUACAUUUAUUGUUAAUUCCCAUCAUUUUUAAUCUACAACGUUUGUUUGGUUACAGUAAUUACAGUUCUUGUUGUCGGAGUGGACACGUUGUUUGCAGAGUGCACAACCUAGGUUACACUUGUGAGAAACGAGUUUUGGUUUAUUUGAUUCCAUUUACGAGUUGUCAAUUUAUUCAUUGUGUUUUGUUUGGAGCGCUCCUGUCAGUGUUGAGUAAGGACACGCACCUGAUUACGCAUAGAAGUAGGCCUAGGCUACCUGGCCUGCGCGCAAAUAUAGGCUUAUAAAUGUGCCCAUUUGUGGAUCUGAUAGUAUUUCUGAUUGGCUUAACUCACCACCACUAAUGAGAUGUGGAGCUUCUCAAAGUAAUUAUUUAUUCACCUCAAACAGCAAGUAAACAAAGUAUGUUGUGCAUCCAUUGAGAAUGACAAUAGUUCCUCAAUGUAGCCUAUUAGAAAAAUCUUUCCAGCUCUCUCCCUUUCGAUAACCACUCGGCGUGAAAGUUUUUUAAUAAUCAUGCUCUGAUCCGGUGGAAACAUCAUAAAAUAGGCCUACCUGAUUACUUCUUAUCCCUUGCGCGAAUAGCCUACAGCUAUGUGGUUCGGGAAACUCUGAAGGUCCAGAAUAUUUUAUACAAUGUUGCAAGUUUGUUAUUGCAAGCUUGGGGCUGGACCUGGUUGAUACAAUGUUUCAAGUUCCUUGCAGACAGGCCAUACAUAGCCAAUGUGAUUUAUUUUUAUCAGGAUAUGUUCUACCUGAAGGCUGCAAUGUUUUUAUUUGUUGGCUUUAUGUAGGCUAUUUUUACAUAGAUGGCAAUAGAAGUUACUUUUAGAUUUGUAUAAUUUUGAUUUAGAUCAUGAUUUUCAUGACAAUGAUUUUGAGAUACGACAACUUUAUUAUAAAAUAAAUGAAACUGUUCCACGAAAAUGUGCAUAUGAAAAUCAUAACUGGCACGCAGAUUGGUAUAAAUGGUAAGAUAAAUUGGCACUCCAAAUGGAAAAGGUUGCCGAUCCCUGGUGUAGCCUAUUACUGGCAACUUCGGGAGUGUAAUGGCAGAAUCUGCAAAGGCCCGGAGCAGUGGGAGGAGGUGGUUCGGGACAGAUUUCUUUAUUCUGGUUAGGCUAUCUUGAUCUCUGGCUCUCUUGAGUCAUUUGUGUCUUCAUUAUUUAAUCACAGUGUGCUUAAAACGUAAGACAAGCUUAGUAGCCUACAUAUAGUUGAUUUUAUUAAAACACAUAGGGUGUGUGUAUAUAUGGAAAAAUACACAUUUUAGAAUUUCAACCAGUCGAUUGGUCGAAAGAACAGAUGACUCUUGGUCGACCAAGAUUCAUUUUAGUCGGGGACAGCCCUAGUGCACAUCAUGUGCUUGUGACAGUGCGAGUCAGCCCGUUACCAAUUUGAUAGACAACAACACUAACUGGGGCGAUAAACCGAAAGUGACAGACACCGCUCCUGACGAUUUUCUGGGUUCUAAAACCAUUAUUUGGUCAACAGUAUUGUGCAUUAACUUGCUUCCUGCAAUGAAAGUAUCUGCCCUGUCCCUGUUUUGCUGCUGGCUCUCAUUCCCACUCCCCCCUUUGCACACGGAGUGAAGGGAGAGAUGCAUUCUGAUAAGCGCAACCAUACUGACAGUUGAGCAACAUUACGAAAUGUAGGCUAAAUCUAAUUUUAUUUGUCACAUGCGCCGAAUACAACAGGUGUGGACUUUACCGUGAAAUGCUUACUUACGAGCCCAUUCCCAACAAUGCAGAGUUAAAAAGUAAGAAAAAUAUGCUAAAAAUAAAUAAAUAUAGUAACAAUAAAAUAACGAGGCUAUAUGCAAGGAGUACAUGUAAAAAUGUUAUAAAUUGAUUUGCAUUUUAAUGAGGGAAAUAAGUAUUUGACCCCCUCUCAAUCAGAAAGAUUUCUGGCUCCCAGGUGUCUUUUAUAUAGGUAACGAGCUGAGAUUAGGAGCACACUCUUAAAGGGAGUGCUCCUAAUCUCAGCUUGUUACCUGUAUAAAAGACACCUGUCCACAGAAGCAAUCAAUCAGAUUCCAAACUCUCCACCAUGGCCAAGACCAAAGAGCUCUCCAAGGAUGUCAGGGACAAGAUUGUAGACCUACACAAGGCUGGAAUGGGCUACAAGACCAUCGCCAAGCAGCUUGGUGAGAAGGUGACAACAGUUGGUGCGAUUAUUCGCAAAUGGAAGAAACACAAAAUAACUGUCAAUCUCCCUCGGCCUGGGGCUCCAUGCAAGAUCUCACCUCGUGGAGUUGCAAUGAUCAUGAGAACGGUGAGGAAUCAGCCCAGAACUACACGGGAGGAUCUUGUCAAUGAUCUCAAGGCAGCUGGGACCAUAGUCACCAAGAAAACAAUUGGUAACACACUAAGCCGUGAAGGACUGAAAUCCUGCAGCGCCCGCAAGGUCCCCCUGCUCAAGAAAGCACAUAUACAUGCCUGUCUGAAGUUUGCCAAUGAACAUCUGAAUGAUUCAGAGGAGAACUGGGUGAAAGUGUUGUGGUCAGAUGAGACCAAAAUGGAGCUCUUUGGCAUCAAAAUUCUGAACACUUAGUGUUUUUUUAUCUAGCUAAUGAUUAGCCCUUUGUGGUAGCCUAAACAAAUGCAGAUGGGCAACCCCAUGCUUCAGUCAUAUAUAGCCUAGCCACUAUACUACUACACACGUUCGGCCCCAGGAGAAUGCUCAAUGUUAAAAUAGCACACCUGCCUGCUAAUAUGAGCCAUGUAGGCUAUAGACUUGGGAAAAUACGAAUUUUUGGAGAGGAAUAUUAGCAGGUGUGUGGCGCGCGCAGACCUCAAAAUUGGUAUGAAAUGGCAUUCCAAGUGGCAUUAAAGGUCGUCUUAAAUUAAACUUCAUGGAACCUGCAGAUACCCUGAUUAAUCUAAUCUCUACAGGAAAAUAUGACGUUUGGAGUGAGGUGACCGUGUAGAAUGAGUAGCUCACAUAGAUGCGACCAAAUACAAGUUGUUCAGCCAAGUCAACAGGUCGCAAAAUGAGACUAAAUGGUUGAAGUCUGGAGCCCUGCUCAUCACAUGUGCUGUUGAACUGUCCAUAGCUGUUGCAGGGAUCCCCAGCCCAGUAUUUAAUAUUUGGCUACUACUCCAAGAUAGGACGUUUUCUGAUUUGCCUUUUCAUUAUUGAAAUUGACCCACUUUGAAACCAAUAUCUUAUUUUUCCUUACUUACAUUGUUGUGACCACUCUAUGCCUGACACUUCCUCUCUCUCUCCCUGUGCAGAAAUACCGUGGCGGCAACGAGGACAGCAUGGCGUCCAUGGCGUCGGAGCCCAGCAGCCCCCAGAGCAGCACACGGAGCCGCUCACCCUCGCCAGACGACGUCCUGGAGCGCGUGGCGGCCGACGUCAAGGAGUACGAGCUGGAGAACCUGGACACGUUUGAGGAGAACAUCAAGGCCAAGCAAGGCCUCAUCACGCAGGAGAAGGACGGUGAGUUAAAGGGAUUCAGUCAGGGAGAAAAGAAAGUAGUGCACUAUAUACGGAAUAGGGUGCCAUUUGGUCUGCUCUGUAUUGUCGUCUCAAGAUAUUCCAUAGCUCAUGAUAUGCAAUGUACAAUCUGGGUGGGUCAACUUGGUGAUUAGGUUUUUAUGUAUUUUUAUUUAAUUUUGAAGUUUACAGGUGUUCUUUCUUAACACAGGUUGUUUGCUGUAUGUGCCCGCAUUAGCUGUAACUGUGGCCAUGUCUAGACUUAACAGUUCAUACAGCUUCAGUAUUCUGAUCAUAGAGUUCUGAUCAUGGAAUUCCGAAUGCGUCAUGCAUCUACAACUAUAUUUAAAUGUGCCUACCGUGUCCACAGUGUGUCCAGAUUCCCUUUUCCCGCGCUAUAUUCAAAUGCCAGUAUGCAUUCUACAAACAGUGGAAUAGGCUAUAUAGGAUAACACAACAAAAACUGAUGGCAGUAGCUAACUACUGUAACCUCUAGCUAGCUAGCAAGCAACGCUAAAGGGAUUGCAAAUGGGUUAGCAUAACUCUAGCCAAACAUAAAAAAAAAAAAGAUAUACAGUGGGGAGAACAAGUAUUUGAUACACUGCAGAUUUUGCAGGUUUUCCUACUUACAAAGCAUGUAGAGGUCUGUAAUUUUUAUCAUAGGUACACUUCAACUGUGAGAGACAGAAUCUAAAACAAAAAUCCAGAAAAUCACAUUGUAUGAUUUUUAAGUAAUUAAUUUGCAUUUUAUUGCAUGACAUAAGUAUUUGAUCACCUACCAACCAGUAAGAAUUCCGGCUCUCACAGACCUGUUAGUUUUUCUUUAAGAAGCCUCCUGUUCUCCACUCAUUACCUGUAUUAACUGCACCUGUUUGAACUCGUUACCUGUAUAAAAGACACCUGUCCACACACUCAAUCAAACAGACUCCAACCUCUCCACAAUGGCCAAGACCAGAGAGCUGUGUAAGGACAUAAGGGAUAAAAUUGUAAACCUGCAGAAGGCUGGGAUGGGCUACAGGACAAUAGGCAAGCAGCUUGGUGAGAAGGCAACAACUGUUGGCACAAUUAUUAGAAAAUGGAAGAAGUUCAAGAUGAUGGUCAAUCACCCUCGGUCUGGGGCUCCAUGCAAGAUCUCACCUCGUGGGGCAUCAAUGAUCAUGAGGAAGGUGAGGGAUCAGCCCAGAACUACACGGCAGGACCUGGUCAAUGACCUGAAGAGAGCUGGGACCACAGUCUCAAAGAAAACCAUUAGUAACACACUACGCCGUCAUGGAUUAAAAUCCUACAGCACACGCAAGGUCCCCCUGCUCAAGCCAGCGCAUGUCCAGGCCUGUCUGAAGUUUGCCAAUGACCAUCUGGAUGAUCCAGAGGAGGAAUGGAAGAAGGUCAUGUGGUCUGAUGAGACAAAAAUAGAGCUUUUUGGUCUAAACUCCACUCGCCGUGUUUGGAGGAAGAAGAAGGAUGAGUACAACCCCAAGAACACCAUCCCAACCGUGAAGCAUGGAGGUGGAAACAUCAUUCUUUGGGGAUGCUUUUCUGCAAAGGGGACAGGACGACUGCACCGUAUUGAGGGGAGGAUGGAUGGGGCCAUGUAUCGCGAGAUCUUGGCCAACAACCUCCUUCCCUCAGUAAGAGCAUUGAAGAUUGGUCGUGGCUGGGUCUUCCAGCAUGACAACGACCCGAAACACACAGCCAGGGCAACUAAGGAGUGGCUCCGUAAGAAGCAUCUCAAGGUCCUGGAGUGGCCUAGCCAGUCUCCAGACCUGAACCCAAUAGAAAAUCUUUGGAGGGAGCUGAAAGUCCGUAUUGCCCAGCGACAGCCCCGAAACCUGAAGGAUCUGGAGAAGGUCUGUAUGGAGGAGUGGGCCAAAAAUCCCUGCUGCAGUGUGUGUAAACAUGGUCAAGACCUACAGGAAACGUAUGAUCUCUGUAACAAAGGUUUCUGUACCAAAUAUUAAGUUCUGCUUUUCUGAUGUAUCAAAUACUUAUGGCAUGCAAUAAAAUGCAAAUUAAUCAGUUAAAAAUCAUACAAUUUGAUUUUCCGGAUUUUUGUUUUAGAUUCUCUCUCACAGUUGAAGUGUACCUAUGAUAAAAAUUACAGACCUCUACAUGCUUUGUAAGUAGGAAAACCUGCAAGAUCGGCAGUGUAUCAAAUACUUGUUCUCCCCACUGUGUGUGUGUGUGUAUAUAUAUAUAUAUAUAUAUAUAUAUAUAUAUAUAUAUAUAUAUAUAUAUAUAUAUAUAUAUAUAUAUUAUUUAUUAACUAGCUGGCUAGCAUUUGAGGCAGCAAACACGUUCCUCACACGCUAGGAAAAUGUUUCCUCAAAUGUUAUAAUGAAAAGCACAAGUUUUCUGGAGACUUGUGGGAGAAGUGCUGAUGACGUUGCCCACUGUAUGCGCUUUCGGUAGCCUGAUUGCAUCCAGGCUGAGGAGAAAUCUACACACAAUGCAUCCCCUUGUUGUGAAAUUGUUAGAUAUUACUUGUUAGAUAUUACUGCACUGUCGGAGCUAGAAGCACAAGCAUUUCGCUACACCUGCAAUAACAUCUGCUAAACACAUGUAUGUGACCAAUAAAAUAUGAUUUGAUUUGACCACCGCCUAAAGUGGUCAGCCAGAUCUGAACACAAUCGGACCACAAAGUGACUUUUGUGCAUCUAGACCAGUCUUUUCAAUGCGAUCUUCGCAUUCUGAUAGCUGAAGUCACAUGUACAGUGCAUUCGGAAAGUAUUCAGACCCCUUGACUUUUUCCACAUUUUGUUACGUUACAGCUUUAUUCUAAAAUUGAUUAAAUAUUUUUUCCCAUCAUCUAAACACAAUACCCCAUAAUGACAAAGCGAAAACUAAAAUAUCUAAUUUACAUAAGUAUUCAGACCAUUUACUCAGUACUUUGUAGAUGCACCUUUGGCAGCAAUUACAGCCUCAAGUCUUCUUGGGUAUACGGUACAAGCUUGGCACACCUGUAUUUGGGGUGUUUCUCCCAUUCUUCUCUGCAGAUCCUCUCAAGCUCUGUCAGGUUGGAUGGGGAGUGUCGCUGCACAGCUAUUUUCAGGUCUCUCCAGGGAUGUUAGAUCGGGUUCAGGUCCGGGCUCUGGCUGGGCCACUCAAGGACAUUCAGAGACUUGUCCCAAAGCCACUCCUGCGUUGUCUUGGCUGUGUGCUUAGGGUCGUUGUCCUGUUGGAAGGUGAACCUUCACCGCAGUCUGAGGUCCUGAGCGCUCUGGAGCAGGUUUUCAUCAAGAAUCUCUCUGUACUUUGCUCUGUUCAUCUUUCCCUCGAUCCUGACUAGUCUCUCAGUCCCUGCCACUGAAAAACAUCCCCACAGCAUGAUGCUGCCACCGCCAAGCUUCACCAUAGGGAUGGUGCCAGGUUUCUUCCAGACGUGAUGCCUGGCAUUCAGGCGAAAGAGUUAGAUCUUGGUUUCAUCAGACCAGAGAAUCUUGUUUUUCACGGUCAGAGUCCUUUAGGUGCCUUUUGGCAAACUCUAAGCGGGCUGUCAUGUGCCUUUUUACUGAGAAGUGGCUUCCAUCUGGCCACUGUACCAUAAAGGCCUGAUUGUUGGAGUGAUGUAGAGAUGGUUGUCCUUCUGGAAGGUUCUCCUUUCUCCACAGAGGAACUUUGGAGCUCUGUCAGAGUGACUUUCGGGUUCUUGGUCACCUCCCUGACCAUGGCCCUUCUCCCCGAUUGCUCAGUUUGGCCAGGCGGCCAGCUCUAGGAAGAGUCUUGGUGGUUCCAGACUUCAUCCAUUUAAGAAUGCUGGAGGCCACUGUGUUCUUGGGGACCUUCAAUGCUGUAGAAAUGUUUUGGUACCCUUCCCCAGAUCUGUGCCUUGACACAAUCCUGUCUCGGAGCUCUAUGGACAAUUCCUUCGACCUCAUGGCUUGGUUUGUGCUCUGAUAUGCACUGUCAACUGUGGGACCUUAUAUAGACAGGUGUGUGCCUUUCCAAAUCAUGUCCAAUCAAUUGAAUUUACCACAGGUGGACUCCAAUCAAGUUGUAGAAACAUCUCAAGGAUGAUCAAUGGAAACAGGAUGCACCUGAGAUCAAUUUCGAGUAUCAUAGCAAAGGGUCUGAAUACUUAUGUAAAAAAGGUAUUUCCAUUUUUUUAUUUUGUAUACAUUUGCAAAAAAUUCAAGAAACCUGUUUUUGCUUUGUCAUUAUGGGGUAUUGUGUGUAGAUUGAGGGGGGGGGGGAUGAUCAAUUUUAGAAUAAGGAUGUAACGUAACAAAAUGUGGAAUGCUUUCCGAAUGUACUGUAAGUGUCAAGUGUAGACACGACCUGUGUGGCAGAAUGGACUGUGUAGUCUGUCAUGUUUCCUCCCUUCCCCUUACUCCAGGGCCCCUCUUAUAGGGUGUGCUGGCAUUGACAGGGGAUACAGUGCAAUGGCUCUCUCUCCUCAUGUUUGACACUGUUGGCUCGUGGGGCUUGGGAGAAAGUUGCAAUGUGGUGACGUUACACAUAUUACUACCAUUGACCAAAUGCAGAGUGGUAAAUUAGUCUUUGGUUCCCAAGUGGUCAUUAAUUCGCAUUCAUUUCAUGUCAUAUUUUUAGCCCAAAACGUGUGCCAGUUGAAGCAUGUUUCCCUUAAGUGUACUAAAUCUGUCUCGUUUCCUCCCUGUUUCUGUCAGGACCCAAAAAGCCCUCGGCCCCUGAUAUGUUUACAGAAUCGGACGUCAUGUUUGAAGCAGCCAUUGAUGUAAGUCUUACAGGAGCCUCACUCCCCUCCACUGAUCUCCAACCAUGUUUAUAUCUCUGAUCUUUAGAGUGCAGCUUGGACUAAACAUGCAAGCCCAUCUUCUGAGUGAUCUGUCUGUGGCAGUAGGUCAGUAUGCGAGUGUGGUUGAAUGUUUGGUCAUGUUGUGGUUGAACUGUUGGUCGUCUGUCUCUGUACAGAGUGCCAGGAUGAGAGCAGCAGGUGUCGGGGGGAAGGACUUCAAAGAGAACCCCAACCUCCGGGACAACUGGACCGACGCAGAGGGUUACUACCGUAAGUGCCCUUGACUGGACACACUAUUACAAAUGUUACUGCCAUUCACUAAUUAAUCAAUGAAAGGCUGCUGAGCUUUUCUCUCUCAAAAUUAUCCAUGUUUGGAAACAGUCCAUGUAGUCUUAGAGUAUUCUGCUGUGUAUGAGUGCAGUCCUUUGAUUUCACUAUUGGUCAAUAGUGUUAUUUGAGGCCUAGUAACUGGAUAUCUCAUUGAGAAAUGCCCAAACUUUCUAAACAUGCCCCUCAUGUCUUCCUACUGUGUGUUAGGUGUGAACAUCGGGGAGACGCUGGACAAGCGCUACGAUGUGUACGGCUACACAGGCCAGGGAAUGUUCAGCAACGUGAUCAGGGGCAGGGACACGGCCCGCGCCGGACAGGAUGUGGCCGUCAAGAUCAUCCGCAACAACGAACUCAUGUAGGUCCUCAGGCCUCAGGCAGGCAGCCUCAGGACUCAAAUGGCACCCCAUUCCCUAUAUAGUGCAUUACUUUUGACCAGCACUCUUGACCAGGGCUCUGGUCAUAAAUAGUGAACUAUGAAGGUAUGUAAGAUGAAUGCACUAAUUGUUAGUCGCUCUGGAUAAGAGUGUCUGUUAAAGGACAAAAAUGUAGGGAGUAGGGAGCCAUUUGGGAUGCAUCCUUAGUCUUUUUUUCGUUUAUGGUUAGGGGAACAUAUUGCCUUCACCCACCCAUACAUUUGAAUGUGCCCUCUCAUUAGAAGUAUUCUAGCUACCUCUAUGUGGAUCGUCCAGGGCUUUUUUGGAAAAGAGAUAUUUACCUCAAUAAAACCUACCUGGAUAAAUAAACUAAUAGAUGCUGACCUUGCUGAUUGUGUUUUGGGUCUCCAGGCAGAAGACUGGCCUGAAGGAGCUGGAGUUCCUCAAGAGGCUCAACGACGCCGACCCAGAUGACAAGUUCCACUGCUUGCGCCUCUUCAGACACUUCUACCACAAGCAGCACCUGUGUCUGGUGUUUGAGCCCCUCAGGUACUAACUGGGAGACUACCACUACUGCACUGUCACCACACUAUGGCUACGUCGGGAAAUGGCAGCCUAUUCCCUACAUAGUGCACUACUAGUCAAAAUGUGUGCACUACAGGGAAUAGGGUGUUAUGUCCUCAGUGGCAGUAUACACCGCAAUGUGUUUGUCAUCUAGCGCACUGCUUCUCUGGCUCUAACUCAUGUCUCUCUGUGAAAUCUCCUCCUCAGUAUGAACCUGCGCGAGGUGCUGAAGAAGUACGGUAAGGACGUGGGCCUCCACAUCAAGGCUGUCCGUUCCUACACCCAGCAGCUCUUCCUGGCCCUCAAGCUCCUCAAACGCUGCAGCAUCCUCCACGCUGACAUCAAGCCGGACAACAUCCUGGUACGAGGCCCAUACUAUCAUUAUCAUCACAUGACUGUUACAACUGCACUGAGGCCGGGUCGUGUUCAAAGGCACAAAAUGGAGAAAGCGGACUGAAACUGGGAGGGACUACCUGGUUUCGUCCAAUAAUAACCACUUGUUUUCGCUUUGCAUUGAGAUCUUUUAAAAAGCGUUUUGCUAUGCUGUGCCCUAAUGAAUAAAACCCUGGCCUGAUAGUCCCGUCUAACAGAGUGUCUGUUUCUCUCUCUCCCCCACAAGGUGAACGAGUCGAAGACCAUCCUGAAACUCUGCGAUUUUGGCUCUGCAUCCCACGUGGCGGACAACGACAUCACGCCGUACCUCGUCAGCAGAUUCUACAGAGCUCCAGAAAUCAGUACAUUUUACUUUGAGAUCGUUUGUUGAUUAUAACGGUUUAGCUGUAAUAAAGGUCUCUGAUGGAUCACACUCCUCAUGAUGUCUCUCUCUGUCACAGUCAUUGGGAAGCCGUACGACUACAGCAUAGACAUGUGGUCGGUGGGCUGCACGCUGUACGAACUCUACACCGGCAAGAUCCUGUUCCCCGGCUCCUCCAACAACCACAUGAUUAAACUGGCAAUGGACCUCAAGGGCAAGAUGCCCAACAAGGUAAACUGUUCACAUUACUGGACUUGGCUGGUCUCUCCUAGCGUUAGUCUCUCUCAAAGUUAGAUUCUCUCUAAAAGUUAGAUUUUGACAGGAAGUCAUAACCUGGGGCAUUGUUCACUGCUGUAACAUACAGAUGAUGUAAUGUUUCUUAUUUUGUUCUCAGAUGAUCCGGAAAGGCCUGUUCAAAGACCAGCACUUUGAUCAGAACCUCAACUUCCUCUACAUUGAAGUAGACAAAGUAACCGAAAGGGUUCGUAUAUGUUCUACAUUUCACCUGCUCAGUUGUCGGGAAACUAUCUAAGAAAUGAGGCAGAACUGAAAAACUGUGGUCACUCUAAGGCUCUUUGUCUAGGAUGAACUGAAAAGCCUGUGGUCAUUCUGAGGCUCUUUGUUUUAACCGUGUGACCGGGUUACUCUGAAGCAACGAGAAACAAUACAGGUCUAUCUGUUCCUGAAGUUUUAUCUCCAUCCCAUGUCCUUGACAUACCCAGACCAGCUGCAGGGAGCUAGAGGGGACCCCCCUUAUGAAAAGCACAGCAUUGGUAGUUAAGAAAUGUUUCUACUAUUGUUAAGAAUAUUAAUAGUUAACUAUUAAUAUUAAACAAUUCAGGCAAAUACGUGUAUUGCCCAACAGAUCCCCAGGACCACAUGUAUGUAAAAUGUAUACUUAAAAGUGUCUGCUAAAUGGCAUAUAUAUACACAGUCAAUGUCUGGACACACCUACUCAUUCCAGGGUUUUUCUUUAUUUUUACUAUUUUCUACAUUGUAGAAUAAUAGGGAAGACAUCAAAACUAUGAAAAAACAAAUAUGGAACCAUGUAGUAACCAAAAACGUGUUAAACAAAUCAAACUAUAUUUUAUAUUUGAGAUUCUUCAAAGUAGUCACCCUUUGCCUUGAUGACAGCUUUGCACACUUGGCAUUCUCUCAACCAGCUUCAUGAGGUAGUCACCUGGAAUGCAUUUCAAUUAACAGGUGUGCGUUGUUAUAAGUUAAUUUGUGGAAUUUCUUUCCUUAAUGCGUUUGAGCCAAUCAGUUGUGUUGUGACAAGGUAGGGUUGGUAUACAGAAGAUAGCCCUUUUUGGUAAAAACCAAGUCCAUAUUAUGGCAAGAACAGCUCAAAUAAGUAAAGAGAAACGACAGUCCAUCAUUACUUUAAGACAUGAAGGUCAGUCAAUCCGGAGAAUUUCAAGAACUUUGAAAGUUUCUUCAAGUGCAGUCGCAAAAACCAUCAAGCGCUAUGAUGAACUGUCUCUCAUGAGGACCGCCACAGGAAAGGAAGACCCAGAGUUACCUCUGCUGCAGAGGAUAAGUUCAUUAGAGUUAACUGCACCUCAGAUUGCAGCCCAAAUAAAUGCUUCACAGAGUUCAAGUAACAGACACAUCUCAACAUCAACUGUUCAGAGGAGACUGCGUGAAUCAGGCCUUCAUGGUCAAAUUGUUGCAAAGAAACCACUACUAAAGGACACCAAUAACAAGAAGAGACUUGCUUGGGCCAAGACACACAAGCAAUGGACAUUAGACCGGUGGAAACCUGUCCUUUUGUCUGGAGUCCAAAUUUGAGUUUUGGUUCCAAACGCUGUGUCUUUGUGAGACGCAGUGUAGGUGAACAGAUGAUCUCCGCAUGUGUGGUUACCACCGUGAAGCUUGAAGGAAGAGGUGUGAUGGUGUGGGGGUGCUUUGCUGGUACACUGUCUGUGAUUUAUUUAGAAUUCAAUGCACACUUAACCAGCAUGGUUACCACAGCAUUCUGCAGCGAUACGCCAUCCCAUUUGGUUUGCGCUUAGUGGGACUAUCAUUUGUUUUUCAACAGGACAAUGACCCAAAACACACCUCCAGGCUGUGUUAGGAGUAUUUGACCAAGAAGGAGAGUGAUGGAGUGCUGCAUCAGAUGACCUGGCCUCCACAAUCACCUGACCUCAACCCAAUUGAGAUGGUUUUGGAUGAGUUGGAUUGCAGAGUGAAGGAAAAGCAACCAACAAGUGUCCAGCAUAUGUGGGAACUCCUUCAAGACUGUUGGAAAAGCAUUCCUCAUGAAGCUGGUUGAGCGAAUGCCAAGAGUGUGCAAAGCUGCCAUCAAGGCAGAAUCAAAAAUAUAACGCAUAUAUUUUGAUUUCUUUAACACUAUUUUUAAUUGUUACAUGAUUACAUGUUUUAUUUCAUCGUUUUGAUGUCUUCACUAUUAUUCUACAAUGUGGAAAAUAGUCAAAAUAAAGAAAAACCCUUGAAUGAGUAGGUGUCCACACUUUUGACUGGUACUGUGUAUAUACAGUGGCUUGCGAAAGUUUUCAAGAAAUAAGACAAAAAAACAGAACUUGAGCGUGCAUAACUAUUCACCCCCCCAAAGUCAAUACUUUGUAGAGCCACCUUUUGCAGCAAUUACAGCUGCAAGUCUUUUGGGGUAUGUCUAUAAGCUUGGCACAUCUAGCCACUGGGAUGUUGCCUAUUCUUCAAGGCAAAACUGCUCCAGCUCCUUCAAGUUGGAUGGGUUCCGCUGGUGUACAGCAAUCUUUGUCAUACCACAGAUUCUCAAUUCUCAACAGGCCAUUCCAAGACAUUUAAAUGUUUCCCCUUAAACCACUCGAGUGUUGCUUUAGCAGUAUGCUUAGGGUCAUUGUCCUGCUGGAAGGUGAUCCUCCGUCCCAGUCUCAAAUCUCUGGAAGACUGAAACCGGUUUCCCUCAAGAAUUUCCCUGUAUGAUGCGCCAUCCAUCAUUCCAUCAAUUCUGACCAGUUUCCCAGUCCCUGCCGAUGGAAAAACAUCCCCACAGCAUGAUGCUUCCACCACCAUUCUUCACUGUGGGGAUGGUGUUCUCGGGGUGAUGAGAGGUGUUGGGUUUGCGCCAGAGAUAGCGUUUUCCUUGAUAGCCAAAAAGCUCAAUUUGAGUCUCAUCUGACCAGAGUACCUUCUUCCAUAUGUUUGGGGAGUCUCCCACAUGCCUUUUGGCGAACACCAAACGUGCUUAUUUUUUUCUUUAAGCAAUGGCUUUUUUCUGGCCACUCUUCCGUAAAGCCCAGCUCUGUUGAGUAUAUGGCUUAAAGUGGUCCUAUGGUCAGAGACUCCAAUCUCCGCUUUGCAGCUCCUUCAGGGUUAUCUUUGGUCUCUUUGUUGCCUCUCUGAUUAAUGCCCUCCUUGCCUGGUCCGUGAGUUUUGGUGGGCGGCCCUCUCUUGGCAGGUCUGGUGUGGUGCCAUAUUCUUUCAAUUUUUUUAAUAAUGGAUUUAAUGGUGCUUCGUGGGAUGUUCAAAGUUUAGGAUAUUUUUUUAUAACCCAACCCUGAUCUGUACUUCACCACAACUUUGUCCCUGACCUGUUUGCAAGGCACUGUAUAUGUGUGUGUGUGUGUGUGUGUGUAUAUACAGUCAGGUCCAUAAAUAUUUGGACAUUGACCAAGUUAUUGUUAUUUUAGCUGUCUACCACAGCAUAUUGGAGUUGAAAUUAAAUAAUGAAUAUGAGCUGAAAGUGCAGACUUUCAGCUUUAAUUUGAGGGCAUCCAAAUCAGGUGAACGGUGUAGGAAUUACAGCACUUUUUAUUUGUGGUCCCCCCCUUUUUAAGGGACCAAAAGUAAUUGGACAAUUGGCUGCUCAGCUGUUCCAUGGGCAGGUGUGUUAUUCCCUCAUUAGUUCAUUUACAAGUAAGCAGAUAAAAGGUCUAGAGUUGAUUUCAAGUGUGGCAUUUGCAUUUGGAAUCUGUUGCUAUUAACCCUCAAUAUGAAGUCCAAAGAGCUGUCACUGCCAGUGAACCAAGCCAUCAUUAGACUGAAAAAUCUAAACAAACCCAUCAGAGAGAGAGCAAAAAUAUUAGGUGUGGCCAAAUCAACUAUUUGGUGCAUUCUUAAAAAGAAAGAACGCACUGGUGAGCUCAGGAACACCAAUAGGCACGGAAGACCACGGAAAACAACUGUGGUGGAUGACAGAAUAAUGAUUUCCCUGGUGAAGAAAAACCCCUUCACAACAGUUGGCCAGAUCAAGAACACCCUCCAGGAGGUAGGUGUAUCUGUGUCAGUCAACAAUCAAGAGAAGACUUGUGGUCCUCUGUAGUUCAGCUGGUAGAGCACGGCGCUUGUAACGCCAAGGUAGUGGGUUCGAUCCCCGGGACCACCCAUACACAAAAUGUAUGCACGCAUGACUGUAAGUCGCUUUGGAUAAAAGCGUCUACUAAAUGGCAUAUUAUUAUUAUUAUUAUUAUUAUUAUUAUUAUUAUUAUUAUUAUUAUAAGACUUCACCAGAUAGAGGGUUUACCACAAGAUGUAAACCAUUGGUAAGCCUCAAAAACAGGAAGACCAUAUUUUGCCAAAAAACAUCUAAAAAAGCCUGUACAGUUCUGGAACAACAUCCUAUGGACAGAUGAGACAAAGAUCAACUUGUACCAGAAUGAUGGGAAGAGAAGAGUAUGGAGAAGGGAAGGAACUGCUCAUGAUCCGAAGCAUACCACCUCAUCUGUGAAGCAUGGUGGAGGUAGUGUUAUGGCGUGGGCAUGUAUGGCUGCCAAUGGAAUGGGUUCCCUUGUAUUUAUUGAUGAUGUGACUGCUGACAAAAGCAGCAGGAUGAAUUCUGAAGUGUUUAGGGCUAUAUUAUCUGCCAAAUGCUUAAAAACUCAUUGGACAGCGCUUCACAGUGCAGAUGGACAAUGACCCGAAGCAUACUGCGAAAGCAACCCAAUUAUUUUUUAAGGCAAAGAAGUGGAAUGUUCUGCAAUGGCCAAGUCAAUCACCUGAACUGAAUCCCAUUGAGCAUGCAUUUCACUUGCUGAAUGCAAAACUGAAGGCAAAACGCCCCAAGAACAAGCAGGAACUAAAGACAGCUGCAGUAAAGGCCUGGCAGACCAUCACCAGGGAAGAAACCCAGCAUCUGGUGAUGUCUAUGGGUUCCAGACUUCAGACAGUCUUUGACUGCAAAGGAUUUGCAACCAUGUAUUAAAGCUCACAAUUUAAUUUAUGAUUGUUAGUUUGUCCAAUUACUUUUGAGCCCCUAAAAUUGGAGGGCUAUGUAUAAAAAUGUUUUUAAUUCCUACACGGUUCAUACAAAACCCUUAAAUUAAAGAUGAAAGUCUACACUUAAAGCACAUCUUGAUUGUUUCCUUUCAAAUCCAUUGUGGUGGCGUACAGAGCCAAAAUUAUGCAAAUUGUGUCACUGUCCAAAUACUUAUGGACCUGACUGUGUGUGUAUAUAUUUAUAUAUUUCCCAAUUCUCUCCAUCCACCCACUCCUUCUCCAUCCUCCCCGCACCCCACCUCCCUCCACACACACCACAGGAGAAGGUAACAGUGAUGAGCACCAUCAACCCCACCAAGGACCUGCUGUGUGACAUGGUGGGCGGCCAGCGGCUGCCCGAGGAGCAGAGGAAGAAGGUCCUGGUCCUAAAAGACCUGAUCGACGGCACGCUGAUGCUGGACCCGGCCAAACGCAUCAGCAUCAACCAGGCCCUGCAGCAUCCCUUCAUCCAGGAGAAGAUCUGACCUCAAACCAGCCCAACCAUCAACUAGGCCCUGCAGCAC